This is a messenger RNA of Arvicola amphibius (Eurasian water vole), 1474 nucleotides long. It is a transcript of the gene Pde6g, whose product is annotated as phosphodiesterase 6G. Lineage: Eukaryota; Metazoa; Chordata; Mammalia; Rodentia; Cricetidae. Gene Ontology annotation, cellular component: photoreceptor outer segment membrane. The record is from RefSeq and is a predicted model, not a curated record. Gene Ontology annotation, molecular function: cGMP binding; 3',5'-cyclic-nucleotide phosphodiesterase activity. Gene Ontology annotation, biological process: visual perception; positive regulation of epidermal growth factor receptor signaling pathway; positive regulation of G protein-coupled receptor signaling pathway. The transcript has 5 exons. The coding region runs from base 688 to 951 and encodes 87 amino acids.
GCUCCAGACCAAGUACCAGUUAGUGACCGGGGUCACGGGUGAACACCAGAGGCAGUAGAGGCGGAGAGUGGGGUGACCCGAUGUCCUCUGAGCUUCUCUUGUGAUGUCGGAAGGCCGACAGGACUGAGGACGACGCGGAUAGUCCGCGUGGUCAGCGGAGGAGUGUUUAGUGGCUGGAGAGGGUCAGCCAGUUCUGUGCAAUCAUUUGGAACUCAGACCCAGUACCUGGCACUGAACCGGGCCCUUAACAAGUUUCUUCUCAUGCCAACCAAUGUGUCCGUUUCACAGAUAGGGAAACAGUAUACAGAGUGAAAUAUUAAUUUGUCUACGGUCCUGCAGGAAGUGAGGAGGCCGAGAAGGAUGUUGAGCCAUCAGCCCAAUGCUAGGAAGGCAUCCCAGUCAGUGGUGACUCCCUCAAGGCCCAGCAAUCUCAUUAGUGUGGCAUCCCAGCAGAGAGUCAUAAUCCGCUCACCAAGAGAAGAGUAAAUCCCCAGGCCACUGCUCUGCUGACCCCGGUCCAGCCGACUGGCACCUGUGGCUCCCUGAGACCUGUCCAGUGCUUGGUUGGAAAGGAGGAGAAAGGGCCAACGGGGAUCCAUCUGUCUGGUCUGCCCCAGCCUGCAUGAGGAAUACAGACCAGCCUGACAGAACUCAGAAGCUAAGGUCAGUGUCUCUGCCAGCCUCACCAUGAACCUGGAGCCACCCAAGGCUGAGAUUCGGUCAGCCACACGGGUUAUAGGAGGACCAGUUACGCCCAGGAAAGGACCACCUAAGUUUAAACAACGACAAACCAGGCAGUUCAAGAGCAAGCCCCCCAAGAAAGGCGUCCAAGGGUUUGGGGAUGACAUCCCUGGAAUGGAAGGCUUGGGCACAGACAUCACUGUCAUCUGCCCGUGGGAGGCCUUCAACCACCUGGAGCUGCAUGAACUGGCCCAGUAUGGCAUCAUUUAGCCAAUCCCUGCGGUGAGAGUCCUGUGAAAGGGACCUGCUGAUGACCCACGCUGCACCACUGAAGACCCACGCUGCCCCACCACCCUCUGCAAGCCCUGCCCAGGACCCCCGCCCGAACCUGAGCCUGAAUCCCAGCCUGAGUCACUAGCCAGGUUGUCCCCUGCCUCCAGGGGACAACUUCAUGCCCUGACACCAGCUACCAAGAGCCUACAGCCUCCCACAGGACACUCUGAUGACCUGAAGUCACGGGUUAGAAGGAAGGAAGAGAGGGGGACCCAGCCCCACCUCCUCUUUUUCUUGUGGCUGGAGUACAGGGAUGAACUCCCCAGAAGUGUUUCCCUACACUGCCUUCUGUGGACAAGAGUUCCUCUGCCCCGCAACCCUUCCAGAUGGGUGUCUGGAGGUAGGACACUGUCCUGGGGUCUGUGGUGAGAGAGGCUGAGGCUACACUCUCUAUACCAGCCUUCCCAACAUACUGUGUCCUUGUCCCUGUUUCUUAAUAAAAUUAGCAUCUCCUUGCUUC